Molecule: messenger RNA, 344 nt
Organism: Telopea speciosissima
Lineage: Eukaryota; Viridiplantae; Streptophyta; Magnoliopsida; Proteales; Proteaceae
Product: protein kish-like
Exons: 4
Coding region: 63-275 (70 amino acids)
Biological process (GO): intracellular transport; protein secretion
Source: RefSeq, a predicted model, not a curated record
CCUCGAAUUGUCUCUGUAGAUCCAGUCAAGGAAAGCCAAUCAGUUGAAGGAGAAUCCGAUAAAUGUCUGCGCUUUUCAAUUUCCAUUCGUUUCUGACGGUGGUGCUGCUAGUUAUUUGCUCCUGCACUUAUGUGAAGAUGCAGUUCCCCACCAUCCUCGAACAGAAAACUGGAUUUCGAGGUUUCUUUUGGAAGGCCGCCAGAAUAGGUGAACGUUUGAGCCCAUGGGUCGCUUUGGGAUGUUUCACGAUGGGCAUUUCGAUCAUAAUUUCCUAAGCAUGAGCCUCUGUUUGGUUGUAUACUUCUAGUAGCUUCCUUGAUCUUUGUGUGUGUGAGGAGCUAACC